Cladophialophora psammophila CBS 110553 is the source of this 1707-nucleotide messenger RNA. RefSeq lists its product as uncharacterized. Lineage: Eukaryota; Fungi; Ascomycota; Eurotiomycetes; Chaetothyriales; Herpotrichiellaceae. The record is from RefSeq and is a predicted model, not a curated record. Gene Ontology annotation, molecular function: iron ion binding; heme binding; monooxygenase activity. The transcript is spliced from 2 exons. Bases 1 to 1707 code for a protein of 568 amino acids.
AUGGUGCUGUAUUCCACGGUCCUGACGUUCAUCUGUAUCCCGAUUCUGGCCGUGCUGGCGGCCCGCACUUACAGACUAGUGGUCAAUUACCUGCGGGCGCGCAAGUUGGGGAUUCCCAUCGUCGUUCUUCCUUUCUCGUGGCAAGACGAGUGGUGGGUUAUCGUCUACCCUUACCUCAGAAGGCUCCGCGACGUGCCUGGCAUAGGAUACAUUUUCUUGUUCAGUUAUCAUUCAUGGCAACAGGACCAGCGUUAUCGUGCACACAGGGCGUACGGCGACGUCUUCGCCAUUGUGUCACCUAACAAAACCGAGAUCGAGGUCAACGACCCCGUCAUGGCCGUCGAGCUGCAAACCCAGUACAAGACUUGGAUCAAGCCCCAGCCGAUAUACGAGAUCUUCGACGGUUUCGGGCCGAAUGUGAUCAGCGUCAACGGCGAAGACUGGCAGCGCCAUCGGCGAGUCGUCAACCCGGGCUUCCGUGAACAGAACAACAGGCUCGUCUGGGACGAGUCGCUAAGACAAGCGAGACAGAUGAUCGAGGUCGUGACCGGUCGAUCAGGUGCCCGCCGGACCAUGCUCGAGGUCCGGAACGACUGCGUGUUGAUUGCAAUGCAUGUCCUGUCCGCCGCCGGGUUCGGGCACAUCCACGAUUUUGAUGGAGGCUUCCGCGAGAUUCCACAGGGACACAAAACCAGCCUUGCAGAGGCACUGAAAUUUCUACUUCAAAAUAUCAUCUUCUGCGUCGUGUUCAAAAACCUACCCGUGCUCCGCUGGAUGAUGCCCGCAUUGUCUCGACAGGUCACCGCCAUGACGAACGAGUUCACCCAAUACAUGAAGGAAAUCGUAGCCUACAAUCGAGCCAUCACACAGGGCGGUGGCAACAGCAGUGGUGCCGACAUCGUCAGCGCCCUGGUUGAGGCUGACGAAGCAGCAAAACGAGAACAAAAAAUGGCGGUACAGGGUGCCGGGGCGAAGCCAAUGUACCUCAGCGAUGCCGAGUUGUUAGGUAACUUGUAUCUGUUCAAUUUAGCGGGCUUCGAAACAACCGCAAACGCAUUGACAUAUACGAUACCGUUCUUGGCCGUCAAUCGUGAGAUCCAGGACUGGGCUGGCGAAGAAGUGGAUGCUGUGUUGAAAGGGAGAGAUGGUGAGAAGCUGGUCUAUGAGGAGGUAUUUCCGCUCCUUGUGAGGUGUAUGGCGGUUAUGUAUGAAACCCUGCGUCUUUGGGGCCCGACCCCCAGUCUAGAACGUUGGUGCGUCGACCAACCACACCCUCUUCGCGUCCAGGGCCAAGAGAUCAUGGUACCAGUCGAGACGUAUGUUUCAGUAAAUCUUUACGCUAUCCACACCGACCCGCGCUGGUGGGGCAACGACUCACUGAAAUGGAAACCGCAACGCUGGGUGGUAGUCGACCCGGCGACAGGAAAGGAGUCUAUCGCCCAUCCUCCGCCAGGCGCCGCAUUUUUGCCGUGGAGUGUCGGGCCUAGGGUCUGUCCGGGAAAGAAAUUCAGCCAAGUUGAGUUUGUGGCUGUUAUUUCGACGCUGUUGAGGGAAUAUCGCUUGAAGCCGCUGAUUAUGGAAGAGAAAAUGACGACGGAGAAGCAGGCCGCCUCAGCAUUGAUGGAGGUGCUGAGCGAUUCGAUGAACGUCAUUACACCGAAGAUGCGUCGACCAGAAGAUGCGGGCGUAGUAUUUGUUCGGCGAUAA